AUGAGAACAGAAACUGUGGGCAGUUCAUCUCAUGGAGGGUUGAGCGGCACAGAAAAAAAUACUUUUACUGAAGUGAAACUAGACACAAUUCCUGUCUUUCCCACCAACAAUAAUGUUCACUUUAAAGAAACGUAUAAUGCACUCAUACGUCACUCAUGCAUUAGUGCGGCCAAGCCCACAAUGUCCAGUGGAGGUCAAAUAUUGCGUCUUGGCAUGCGCAGAGAUAAUCAAUAUGUCAGCCUCUUAAGCACUCUGGUUCCUGUAAUUCACUUGAGAGAUGAGAUUCCUCAUGGUGAGCCAUUCUCUCUCUCUCUCUCUCUCUCUCUCUCUCUCUCUCUCUCAUAUCCAUCUUUGGACACAAAACAGAAACACCCAGAUUUCCACUCCUCUCUCAUUGUCCACAGCGCGAGCACUAAUCCGGGGCCAAGAAUGGAGCGUUCGGGCAGGGCCGCAGACGCCAAGGAUGCCUCCCCUAGCAAAACAACUUUCAACUUUCUUAGUUCAGAAGGACAGGAAGGCAAGAAUAAGAAGACGGAGAUGUUUGGCAUCCACCUGGAGAUCGCCGACGUACCGGUGGAGAAGAAAACCACAGGAAAGAUACGUUCCAGUUCAGAUGCUCCCCAUCCUGCCAUGGACACAGACUACCAGGAGGACAUUGAACCUCCUAAACCUCAAUGCAGAAUCAACCCCAACUUCUCCAGACUCAUUCAGGGCGAAGAACCAGACAAUAAACGGAUAAGCAAGAGUUUUACCAUUGAAAGACUGUUCAAGGCGGCAGCCAGCGGGGACAUCAAUCAGCUGCAUGGACUGCACACAUACCUGCAAGCGCAGUCCAAGAUGCUCACCAGCUCCUCAUAUCAGUCCUACGGUAAAACCGCUUUGAUGAAGGCUCUGCUGCACCUCCACGAUGGCAGGAACGAGACCGUGGAGUUACUGAUUGACAUUUCAGAGAAGAUGGGAGACGUCGAGCAAUUUGUGAAUGCAGAAUAUAACAACAGCUACUACAAAGGUCAGACGGCUCUGCACAUUGCCAUUGAGAGGAGAAGUCUGCACUAUGUCCAGCUGCUAGUCAGUAAAGGAGCAGGUGUUCAUGCUAAAGCCUCAGGAAAAUUCUUUCAGCCACAAGACGGAGCCACCUUCUACUUUGGCGAGCUGCCGCUGUCUCUGGCAGCGUGCACCAACCAGCCGGACAUUGUUGACUUCUUGUUGACCAACGAUUACCAGCGUGCACAAGCCCAAAUGACCGACUCCCAUGGAAACACCGUGCUCCACGCCCUGGUGAUGGUGGCCAACACCGAGAACACAGAGUUCAUCUGCAGCAUGUACAACAACAUCCUGAAGAUCGUCUACAGGCUGGACCCCGACCAAAAAGUGGAGGACAUUGAAAACAGCAAGGGGCUCACUCCUCUAAAGCUAGCGGCCAAGACGGGAAAGAAUGGGAUUUUCUCACACAUCUUGAAACGUGAGUUCCCUGACACGGACAACAAACAUCUGUCUCGUAAAUUCACAGAGUGGGUCUAUGGGCCAGUCCAGUGUUCAUUGUACGAUUUGGCCUCCGUGGACUCGUACGAGGCGAACUCCGUCCUGGAGAUCCUGGUCUACGGCAGUGACAUCCCGAACCGGCACGAGAUGCUCCAGACAGAGCCACUGAGUCGACUGCUUGACCACAAGUGGAAGAGCUUUGCAAGUGGGAUGUUUUUUUUCAACUUCCUGGUCUACAUGGUGUACCUGAUCAUCUUCACCAUAUUGUCUUACAACAAGAAGGAUGGAGAGGUUCCGUUUCCUCUGGAGAAGGAUUAUCGAAGCUACCUCUUCCUGUCUGCACAGAUUUUUGUUACACUGUCCAACUGCUACUUCUUCGUUGGUGGGCUAAUAGACAUGAAGCGGAAGCGACCAAAGCUGAUGACUCUGCUCAUCGAUGGAUACUAUGAAAUUCUUUUUUGUGUCCAGUCGGUGCUGUUUCUGGUGUCUGCAGGUCUGUACCUGGUCGGGCGGCAGGAGUACCUAGGCUUUCUGGUGCUAUGUCUGGCCCUCAGCUGGGUCAACCUGCUGUAUUUCUCCAGAGGGGACAAGCACAUGGGCAUCUACAGCAUCAUGAUCCAGAAGAUGAUCCUUGGUGACAUCCUGCGCUUCCUGUUCGUCUAUGUUGUGUUCCUCUUUGGAUUUUCUGCAGCUAUAGUGACACUACUCAUUGAGCCUCCUCCAAAGAACAUUACAAAACAAGUGGGGAGAGGACGCUUUGCUUGGUCUACCUCAGCUCCUGAGGCGGAGUGUGUCAAGCCCACCUACAGAAACAUCUCCUACACCACACUGCAGCUCUUCAAGUUCACUAUUGGCAUGGGAGACAUGGAGUUCACAGAGGGCUACCAGUACAAGGAGGUUUUCUAUAUUCUCCUCAUCGGCUACAUCAUCCUCACAUACAUCUUGCUGCUCAACAUGCUCAUUGCCCUCAUGAACCGCACAGUGGAGAGGAUUACGAUGGACAGCGCAUGCAUUUGGAGGCUACAGAGGGCCAUCACUAUUCUCGACAUUGAGAGGAAAAUUCCCUUUUGUCUGAAGAGCAAACUUCGCUGUGGAGUAGAAAAGGACCUGGGCUCCGUUUCCAGAUCAGACAUUCGCCACUGUUUCAGAGUUGAGGAAGUCAACUGGAACAAAUGGAACACCAACCUGGGAAAAAUUAAUGAGGAGCCUGGCUACUGGGAUGGAACCCAACAACUGUCUGAAAAAUAUCGACUCAACACAGCAAACAGAGGAUGGAGUCGGGGAAACAUCUUUGGCAGGAGCAGCAAGAGUCGGCGACAGCCUGAUUCCACUGAGAUGAAUUUAUUGGAUGUCUGAGAGUCCGUUCAUUCACUUCUAUGGCUCCUUGAGCCCUAAAAAAACACUUUUCCCCAACCUCUCCUGUUGAAGAUGAAGGGCUCUAUCUCUUUUUCAUGUCACGAGAGAUUUCUGGAAGGUGAAACAUCUAAUAAAUAAUAAAUCAUAAUAUGA
Synchiropus splendidus (mandarinfish) is the source of this 2991-nucleotide messenger RNA. It is a transcript of the gene trpv1, whose product is annotated as transient receptor potential cation channel, subfamily V, member 1. The record is from RefSeq and is a predicted model, not a curated record. Lineage: Eukaryota; Metazoa; Chordata; Actinopteri; Syngnathiformes; Callionymidae. The transcript has 17 exons. The coding region runs from base 1 to 2838 and encodes 945 amino acids. Gene Ontology annotation, biological process: calcium ion import across plasma membrane. Gene Ontology annotation, cellular component: membrane. Gene Ontology annotation, molecular function: protein binding; calcium channel activity.